Molecule: messenger RNA, 198 nt
Organism: Penicillium macrosclerotiorum
Lineage: Eukaryota; Fungi; Ascomycota; Eurotiomycetes; Eurotiales; Aspergillaceae
Exons: 2
Coding region: 1-198 (65 amino acids)
Source: RefSeq, a predicted model, not a curated record
AUGCCAGGGUGCUGGGGCUCCACCCGGCGUACUGUUGACCGCAAGCCCAGCACAUCCCCUCCCCCCUUCGUUGAUGAGGGUCUCUCACACACACAAUGCCAUGGGGCUUCGAUUGGAGGCAUUGACCAGGCUCUUUGGCUCGACCACUCGGUGGGGAGGAUGGCUCACGUUGCACGUCCUCUGCCUCCUCCGAGCUAG